AGGUAAAAUUUCAGCCAAGACAUGGACCCAUCUACUCGGGUGGUGGGUCUGGAUGCCCAAGGGAACAUGGUUUUUACAGUAGUAAAGCCAGUUAUGGGCAUCUUUCAGGUAUCUUCAGAACAAGCAAACAGCGUAGCACAAGGGGGCAUGGGCCUACAGGGUUUAUCAGAAAACACGCUGGUCCUCCCUCAAAUACAAGGCCAGGCUCCACUCGACCAGAACCAGGUGGAAAUACAGACCAUACAGUCUCAUAUUCAGCCCCAGAUGCAGGUUUCUGCCCAAGUCCUGACUGAGGAUGUGUCUCAGAGUCAGGAGCUGCCAACAAACUCAAGCAUAAAUUCAGAGGCAGGCACCCAGAUGCCAUUUGCAGAGGUGUCGUCACUCCUGGAUCCCAACAUGAAAGGAUCAAAGGCUAGAAAAUAUCUCAUCUCGUAUGAUGAAAUUAAACGGCGCCUGCAGGCCCCAGAGAAGAUGUCCCUGCGUUCCUUGGCAGCAUACACUCGGGUCAGCAGAGGUCCAGCCAGCAAGAAAACACUUCUGGAAUCGCUUAAUCUCCUCGGCCUCACGCCAAGCACAACUACCUCUGUAUCCUCCUCGUUUUCCAAACUGACUGAAGGCGACACCGGGGCUUUGUGUGAGGAUAUGAAAGACUUUGCCCAAGAUUUCAUUGACUACGCUAACAUGGCUAAGCAGCUCAUCCCUGAGACAAAUACAGUUCAACACUGGUCCAAAAUUAUUGAAACUAAGAACCACCUUGAGGAUAUGAGAAAAUGUUUCAAGGACCCAGUCAACAGUGGUGCGUUUGACAAUGUCACUCAUGGCCUUGGUCUGGGAAUGUUGGAUGUUGCGUUGGACAUGAUCAUUAUGGUAAUUGAACAGCAGAUUCGAAUCUUGUCUGGUGCGGCAGCAUCAGACCCAACUGACCCUGGUCCACUGAUGCGGCGCAUCCGCAGGCGCCACCGCAAAACUCGCUCAACAGACAGUGAGGUGCCUCACAAGGUGUCUGGAGGGGUCAAAGAGCAAGGGAAGGUCAUUUCAAAAGGCAAGGGGCGAGGCAAAGUCAGGAAGAAAAGACAAGAAACUGAAGCCGUUGCUUCUGUGGAAACCCAAGCAGAGCUGGGUAAGCCAGAUGACGUGGAAGGUAAUGUUCUUACUCUGGUCUCUGUGGGAUAUGAGACUGUCUCUAAUGGUCUCAGUGCAGCCGGAACAGUUUGACAUCUGGUCACAUGAGAGAGCAUCUCAUUCAUAGGGAUGCUCAGUUAUGGGACAUGAAAUCUGCUCAUGCUGGCCUGCAUGGAGGUCACACAAUAUCACAUUGGAUAAAUCCCUUUUCUAUUUCCUCCUUUAUUGCUCUGUGAUCCUCGCUCCACCAGGAAGUCGCUCUGGUCCACCACCUCGAAGGACUUCCCAGUGCUCUUAUACUUGCUCUGAUGAGUGAGGAAUGAGGAGGCUGCCUGGAGGAGCCAUGACCAAAGAUACAAGAGACCGCUUUCAUAGACGUCUUUUCUUGGUUGGUACACCGCUUUAUCAAAAAUCAUUUGGUGAUCGGAUAGUUCAGAUUAAGGAUCAGUGGAAAGGGUGUCUUGUGUCUCUAAAAAUAUGUUUCCUUGAUUUGUUUUUCCUCGCAUUUAUUCCUCACAUCUUACAUAGGCAGGACAAAGACAAAGAAAAGACGCGAGCGAAGUGUGGAUGCACUUAAGGGAAUUGGGAUGUGCCAAUAGUAAAAGAGCCCACUUAAUGGCAGUAACUUAACAUGUUAGCUUUCUUGCUGAGUUAGAUGAGAAUGUUUGACGCUGUCGUGUCUGUGUGGUAACUAGCUGGAGCCAGCAGCUGGUCAGCUAGAGCAGCUUUGCAUGGACUGGUAAUCGGGGAGCAGCUAGCCUGGCUGUGUCUAAAGCUAAGCUAACCAGUUACUGCAACAUGUUUACUAUUUAGAUAUUAGACUGGUAUCAACCUUAUCUAACUUGGCAAGAAAGUUAUUAAGCACAUUUCCCCAAAAUGUUGAACUAUUCCUUUAAGUGAAUCCUCUGUUUCAAUAGUAGCAGAGUUUGUAUGUACUUAGACAUCCGAUUAAAUCACCCAUGUAAUAUUUUUUUCAUCCUACGCUUUCAGUGAAUAAACAAACUGAUAUGUGAUACAUUGUCUUCUGUUUCUCUGUGGUA
Molecule: messenger RNA, 2162 nt
Organism: Monopterus albus (swamp eel)
Lineage: Eukaryota; Metazoa; Chordata; Actinopteri; Synbranchiformes; Synbranchidae
Exons: 4
Coding region: 22-1215 (397 amino acids)
Source: RefSeq, a predicted model, not a curated record